This is a messenger RNA of Gopherus evgoodei (Goodes thornscrub tortoise), 1025 nucleotides long. RefSeq names its product antigen WC1.1-like. The transcript has 8 exons. Bases 106 to 741 code for a protein of 211 amino acids. NCBI's taxonomy places the organism in Eukaryota, Metazoa, Chordata, Testudines, Testudinidae. The record is from RefSeq and is a predicted model, not a curated record.
UGUCCUGCCAAGCCCUGGGGUGAGAGCAACUGUGGUCACAAGGAAGAUGUUGGAGUGAAUUGCUCAGCUCCCCUGUGCCGCCUUCAGACUGACAGUGGGAGAGUCAUGGUGCCCGUGGUCAUCUGCAUUAUCCUGGGGGCCCUGCUCUGCUUGGUCUUAAUCAUCCUGGGGGCGCAGGUGCGAAGUGCCAAGGCACAGCGCAGAGGCUCCAGAAGACCCUUGGAUCCCUUCUCUGAGGCUGUGUACGAGGAGAUUGAUUAUAACCUGAUGAGAGAGAAGCAGGAGAUGUUCAGUCGCUCAGUCUCCUAUUCAGAUGACUCAGUGGCAAAGCUGCAGUAUUAUACUGGGGACAGCGAGGGGGAAAACGAUCCUGGAUCAGAACAAGAGGGAGUUUCCCAGAGGGGGUCUCAGUUUGAUUACGAUAAUGUGGAGGAGCCUGCAUUGAACGAUGUGCCCCAGACUCCAGAGAGCCGAGAUGCCCAUGCCGUGCCUGGAAAUGUCCCAGGGGAUGGUUAUGAUGAUGCCAGAGAAUUGUCUGACCCUGAAGAUGACCCUGCAGGUGACCCUGCUUUGGGGCAGAAUGAUGAGGAAGACACUGGGGCGAAUGACAGGGACAGAGAUUCACAGACAGGUUGGAGUCGGCACUCGCUAAGGGGUGAAGGUGUCUCUGGGAUGGAGAAGGAAACUCAAUCCCUGCCUCCUGGAGACACAGGAAGUAGGGACAGAAAAACAGGAAAAUGAGUGAAAGUGAAACAAGUAAGAAGCUGGAGCUGUGCAGAAGAGAGGGGGAAAGAACAUAUCAGAUUUAUGGAAUUCAAAGGACUGGAAAUUGAGGCGGAGAAUGCCAAACAAGAAGCUGCACACCAAAGAGCCAUGGAACUACAAGCCAAAGAUAUGGAGGAGAAGGAGAGAGAGGAAGUACUAACUGGACAAACCUGACAAGCAGAACCAGAGCCCCCAUGUUCCAGUGAGUCCCACUUCUUCAAAAAUCCACAAAUUGGAACAUUUGUGUCCUACAUACAGCA